Hemicordylus capensis (graceful crag lizard) is the source of this 2152-nucleotide messenger RNA. It is a transcript of the gene WASHC1, whose product is annotated as WASH complex subunit 1. Bases 16 to 1584 code for a protein of 522 amino acids. The transcript is spliced from 11 exons. Gene Ontology annotation, molecular function: alpha-tubulin binding; actin binding; gamma-tubulin binding. Gene Ontology annotation, cellular component: WASH complex; early endosome; recycling endosome. Lineage: Eukaryota; Metazoa; Chordata; Lepidosauria; Squamata; Cordylidae. Gene Ontology annotation, biological process: Arp2/3 complex-mediated actin nucleation; endocytic recycling; exocytosis. The record is from RefSeq and is a predicted model, not a curated record.
UUCGGUCAACAAAUCAUGAGACCUUCUGAGGGCGGAAGUAAGGGAUGCAGCCGACGGAAGCGGACUCUGGUAUGGGCGGAAGUGCUGUGGGGGUGGGGGCUGUGGCUGUUGCUUCCUUCCCCUCCUUUUCGGUGGCUCGGAGGGGGCCUGGCUCCAGUGCAGGGAAAAAUGGGUACUGCAACCCAGAAGUAUUUCCUAGAAGGCCAGGCUUAUUUGGUUCCCCUCAUCCAGCCAGACCUCCGCCGAGAAGAAGCCAUUCACCAGAUAGCAGAUGCACUUCAGUACCUGCAGAAAGUCUCAAAUGAUAUCUUCAACAGGAUCUCCCAACAAGUGGAGACCAGCCGAAUGCAGCUGCACGCAAUAGAUGAGAGAGUCUCUCUUGCUCAAGCCAAAAUUGAGAAGAUAAAAGGCAGCAAGAAGGCUAUUAAGGUGUUCUCCAGUUCGAAAUAUCCUGCUGCAGAGCGGCUGCAAGAGUACUCCUCCAUUUUUGCUGGUGCAGGAGAUCCCAAUCCACAGAAACGACAGAGGCGCAAGAUUCAGAGCAAACACAGAGCAUUAGAUGAGAAGUCACUGCAGGAGAAGCAGAAGUACUUCCCAGUCUGCGUUGCCACAAAAGUUCAUCAGGAAGAUGAUGCCGAAGAAGGCCUUGGGAGCCUCCCCAGGAAUAUUAGCUCUCUCAGCUCCUUGCUGCUCUUCAACACCACUGAGAACCUCUAUAAAAAAUAUGUGUUCCUGGAUCCCCUGGCAGGAGCAGUAACAAAAACCCACGUGGCUUUGGCAACAGAGACAGAGAAGCUCUUUGAUGCCCCCCACUCUAUCGCCAAGAGGGGGCAACUGGAUCAGCAGGUGGUUGAAAACUACUUCUAUGUACCAGAUCUAGGGCGGGUGCCAGAUCUAGACGUGCCGUCCUAUCUGCCCGACCUGCCUGGCAUCGCGGCUGACCUCACGUACAGUGCUGACCUUGGGCCUGGCAUUGCACCGUCUGCUCCUGGCACCAUCCCAGAGCUGCCCACCUUCCACACAGAGCCUGCUGAGCCUUUCCGACAUGACCUUCAGGACAACGCGCCGCCGCCCCCUCCCCCACCGCCUCCCCCGCCACCACCUCUGGAAAUGCCAACUCAUCCGCUGCCCCCACCCCCACCUCCUCCGCCAGCCCCACUCCCACCUCAGCAUGACGUGAGAAACGGGGCGUUGCCAUCAGCUGCUCUCCAGGGGGCACCAAAGGAAGUUGUGGACCCCUCAAGCGGCCGGGCCACUUUGCUAGAAUCUAUCCGCCAGGCUGGUGGCAUUGGGAAGGCUAAACUCCGCAGUGUCAAAGAGCGGAAGCUGGAAAAGAAGAAGCAGAAAGAACAAGAACAAGUGAGAGCUACAGGGCAGGGUGGAGACCUGAUGUCAGAUCUCUUCAACAAACUGGUCCUCCGGCGCAAAGGCAUCUCGGGCAAAGGCCCUGCUGCAGCAGCAGGAGACAGCAAUGCUCCCAGCGGGCCAGGGGGCGCCUUUGGCCGCAUAUCAGACACUAUCCCGCCUCUGCCACCCCCCCAGCAGCCAGCUGGUGAAGAAGACGAGGAUGACUGGGAGUCCUAGAGGGCUGCCUGCCUCUGUCGUGUGGGUUUGCUUCUCGGCAGCAACUGGCGAUGACCACAGGCCUGAAGAAAGCACUUUGGAGGCCGCCUCUGGCAGGAGGACAUUCCCUUGACAGACCCUCUUGUUUCUUUUCCAGUCAGUCAGUUCUGACUGGUCUCUAGCUAUAGUCAGCGACUGCUUCUGCCCAGCCCUCUAAUGCAAAUUAUCUCUAAUCAUGGUUAUGUUCCCUACAGAGGGCUGUUGUAACUUGUGCUCAAAGAUCACAGCCAGUUUCUCUCCUUGAUCAGCCUGUGUCACGUGAAAAGCACCAGGAUAUGGAUGCUGGUGGAGAGACUUUGCCUUUCUGGAUACAACUGGGCCUUGGGCUUCUGUUUGUGCCAAGUUAGGCAGCUUCUAUAGGGUGGAUGCUGAGCUUUAAGGAUACGCAAUUGCUGGGAGAGGCUCUUGUUUCCUCUCCAAACUCAAUUCUCUCUUUCUUUCUUAUAGCUAACUUUGCAAGGAAAAGUGCUUGCCUGACAAAUGUAAAUGGAUGACUGGUUAAAAAAAACACCCUGUUAUGUGCAAAUUA